AUGAAGAAAACAACGCAAUCACAAACCAACUGGUGGGCGAACAUCAAUGAUAUGUUCAAUCGCCGAUAUCUCGGCAUCGGUAACUGUAGUAUUGUUGUCGAUAGAGAAAGCAGCACUGUCCACCUCCGUCCACACAAUAUCUCUGGAGCUCGGCUUACGAUAUGUCUGCGAGACACGACCAACAUCAAUCCAGCAACCGACUCCGUCACCAGCCGUCGACACGCCGCCAUCAAAGCCACAAUCGAUGGCACACAGAUUUGUCCACGCCCGACACAAUAUCUGCCAGGCGCGCCCGAAUAA
Prorocentrum cordatum is the source of this 300-nucleotide messenger RNA. The record is from the annotation of a GenBank genome assembly. Lineage: Eukaryota; Dinophyceae; Prorocentrales; Prorocentraceae.